GUGUUGCGUUGCUGAUUACACUGUUAGCACGCUAAUAUCAGAUAGUCGGAACUUUUGUGCUUAAGAAUUAUAAAAAACAAAAACUGAAAAGAACCAGUACUCAGGUGCACAGGAUUCUCCCGUGUUCUGAAGUGGUUAGAUGGUCACAUAAUGUUCUACUGGGCGUGGUGUACCCUUUUUUACUGUUGUGAAGAGCUGCAGCGAAGUGUGCGGGCUGGAACUUGGCCAAGAGGAUUUUAUUUUUAAUCAUUUGUGUUGUCGGAAAGUGGAGGAGCGGUGAUACAAGAAAAUUGAAAGUCUUUUCCAAUUCCGUCACUGCCUUUCAUACACUCGACCUAAAGUACAAUGGAUGGACAAGGCGCUUGCAUGUUUCCUAAACCGCAGCUAAUUCCGAAAGUGAAAUAUGAGGGAAACGAUAACAUUACGUUACCGGCACCGUGUUUCCGGGUGGGAGAGCCCGAGUUGGUAUACGUGUAUUUUCUUAUCGGAAUCAUCCUGCCACUGCUUGCCACGUUAUUUCUACAGCGGAUGGCCAUUGUCAGGUUUUUUCUCCGUGUGGGCCAAAAAAUUUUCGUUGAAAAAUGUCGACCGGAAAGAGCCGCAGACGACAUAGGAGCCUCUUUGAAUGACUUGUCGGAAGCUGGAUCCGACAUGGAACAGCCGCCAACGGCACCAACGGAAAUAGUACCAUCGCUCAACAUGCUGAAGCGAGUCCGGUCGCUCAUGGAGAGAAAAGCCAGACGUCCCAUGUGGCAUCGCUAUUUAAAUCAAAUGUCUUCAUCCCAAACCCUUUUUGGUCAAAUCUUGAUGGGAGUCGGAGUAUUUUUCAGUUGCGUCUCGUUAUUCAUAUACUUAAAAUAUGUGAACAGGCAUCGUGACAGUUUGGAACUGUGCGGAACCAUGCCUAAUGUUUAUCAGAUUUUGGACGUGAUGGCGAAUUUAUACAUGCUUGUUUACUUUAUUAUACGGCUAGCCGGGAAUCCUAAGAAACAGAAAGUGGCCGUCGAUUUGCAUGCAUUCGGUGACUACUUUUGCAUACCGGCUUCAAUAAUCGGGGUUGGCUUGAACAGAUAUUUUACAGGUUUCACAUAUUUUCGCAUUUAUAAUCUUAUUUGGAUCGUGGAUAUUUGCGCUAACCGCGGCGUUGUUCGAUCGGCUAAUAAGACUCGCUUAUUGAAGUUGUUAGUGUUGGUGGUUAUGCUUGUCACUGUUUCCGCUGGAUUUCUGCAUUUGGCGGAAAAUCUCGGUGACCCUUGGAUUUAUGCUCCCGAUGGAACUCCCCUGUAUAACGGUCAGAAUGUGGUAUAUUGGCGUUGUUUUCUGUUUAUCUACGGCAGGAUUACCUGGCUGGACCUUAGCGGCAUCCGAGUUCUUACCCAUACCGGUCGAAUCAUCGUAUAUGCUUUCCAGCUUAUCGCAAUGGGCAUCAUUGGAAAAGCCAUUCCACGAAUUCUGCAAGAAAUCAAAAUUAAAGCGGAAUACGAUAAAAAAUACGAGCCCUGCUCCAUGUUCUUGCACAUUAUUGUCUGCGGUCAUGUUACAAGCAACACAAUGAAGGCGUUCCUCAAGGAAUUUUACCACAUUGACCGGUAUUUUGCAGAGCACUUCAAAGUGGUCGUUUUAAGCGACAACCCACCAGACGAAGCUAUGGAAAACCUAGCAGAGCGUUAUUUUAAUAAACUGGAAUAUAAGCGCGGAUCUAUUAUGAGACUGAAAGAUCUGCGCCGUGUUAACCUAGCGGAUGCGGCGGCCACUUUGAUUCUGGCUGAUCGGACUGCAGCGGAUGCCGAUGCUGACGAUGCUGCCAAUAUUAUGCGGGUGGUCUCCGUAAAAAACUUUAAAGGAACCGCUAGAGUUAUUGUUCAAAUUGCCCACUAUCACAAUAAAGCGUAUCUGCAAAAUAUUCCCAGCUGGAAUACAAAAAAUGGUGAUGUGAUUAUUUGCAUUGCGGAAUUGCGUUUAGGUCUGCUGGCGCAAAAUUGCCACGCGCCUGGAUUUUCGACGUUGAUGGCGAAUUUAUUCACCACUCGCUCGUUGGAUGCUAAAACAAAAGUAAAAGCACAGACAAAAAUAAUUAUGGAAGAAGAGCUAAUAGCUUUGCAUGAAACGUUCGUUGUUUACUGGCGUCUCUAUCUUACUUUCAGCAACACUUAUGCCCUUUGCGUAUAAAAAAUUGCAAAUUUUACGUAGGCGCUGCACGGUUGAAACGGGCAAGCUAAUAUAACAUAUGGCAGACGUAGUCUGUCUAUAUAUUAUAUUAGUACAAGAAACAGCCUCGGCUUCGCCUCCGCUUUUCUUGUGGUCUCCAGUCUACGGCCGGUUUAUUCAAAUGAUUUCGAUCAGCUAUUUAGUUAACAUCUUACAGUGAAACCUGUCUUUUACAUACACCGGUAAAUACAUACACCUGGAAAUUACAUACGCGGAAAUUUUAACCGGCGCGUCCCAUAGACUGCAAUAUAGUUCUGUGUAAUACAUACACCGGAAUAGCACAUACGGUUUUGCUUUAACCGAAGGUGUAUGUAGUAACCAGGUUUCACUGUAUUCCUUCAACGAAACAAAAUGAUCCGAAAAUACGCUAAAACGCAGAUAGAAUAAAAAGUGAAUUUAUGGCUUUUGUGCACGCAGACGCAUUCACUUUCACUCAGAAGGGAAUUUUUGUUAAAUUCUCCCUCCCGAAUUUGAUCGAGUCUACCAGGUACUAAAUUUCCACUAAAGGAUGCUUGCAAUAGAUGCUGGUAGCGGUCACUCGUUUACCUAGCGGUCUGUGUGCUAUGGAUAGUAGUAGCGGUCUGUGUGCUAUGGAUAGUAGUGGUAGUUCGGUCACUCGUUUACCUAGCGGGCUGCGUGGAUAGUAGUGGUCGUUCGGUCAUUCGUUUACCUAGCGGGCUGCGUGCUCUGAAUAGUAGUGGUAGUUCGGUCACUCGUUUACCUAGCGGGCUGCGUGCUCUGGGUAGUAGUGGUCGUUCGGUCAUUCGUUUACCUAGCGGGCUGCGUGCUCUGGAUAGUAGUGGUAGUUCGGUCACUCGUUUACCUAGCGGGCUGCGUGCUCUGGAUAGUAGUGGUCGUUCGGUCAUUCGUGAAUCCCUUUUUAUUUUUUGUGGUAAUAAAGAUCUAGAAUGUACAGUAGAUACCGUACUAUUAUUCCGUAUUAUACCAAAUAAUUUACGGACUGAAGAUGCUGAUUAUCAUUUAUCAAUCACUGUCUUUAGUUUUGCUCGGACUGCAAUGAAAGGUUUGCCCGUUUGAACGAUUACUAUGGUCAGUUUCUUUUACAGCUGACUUCAAAUGUAAACGAAGCCAUCCAUUUAUACGAUUUAAACUGUAAACGAAGCCAUCCACUUGCAGUAUCGUUUGUGCUACUGCUAAUUGGCUUUUCUAGUUUUGUAGGAUUAAAAGUU
Molecule: messenger RNA, 3398 nt
Organism: Paramacrobiotus metropolitanus
Lineage: Eukaryota; Metazoa; Tardigrada; Eutardigrada; Parachela; Macrobiotidae
Product: calcium-activated potassium channel slowpoke-like
Exons: 11
Coding region: 346-2169 (607 amino acids)
Biological process (GO): potassium ion transport
Cellular component (GO): membrane
Molecular function (GO): large conductance calcium-activated potassium channel activity
Source: RefSeq, a predicted model, not a curated record